AUGUUACGGCAUCGGAAGCAAGAGAACGGGAAUGGUGACGUCGACCCGUUGAAGUGGAAGGACGCGGCGGAGUCGUUGAAGGGGAGCCAUUUGGAGGAAGUGAAGAGGAUGGUAGAGGAUUACGGGAAACCGGUUGUCACGGUUGGAGGAGACACUUUGACGGUGGGGGAGGUGGUGGCCGUGGCGGAGAGGAGGAUGGCGGUGGAACUCAAUGAUGAGGCCAAGGUGGGGAUGAAGGCUAGCUUUGAGUGGGUGAUGGAGAACAUCCACAAAGGAACUGAUUGUUAUGGGGUCACUACUGGCUUUGGUGCAACCUCACACCGAAGAACCACUCAGGGUGUGGCUCUUCAGGCUGAGCUCAUUAGGUUUUUGAAUGCUGGAAUUUUUGGGGAUGGAACAGAAGCAUGCCACACUAUGCCAUGCAGUGUAACAAGAGCUGCAAUGUUGGUAAGGAUCAAUACCCUCCUUCAAGGCUACUCUGGCAUCAGGUAUGAAAUACUAGAAGCAAUUGCAAAACUACUCAACAAAGGCAUUACACCAUGUUUGCCACUGCGUGGUUCAAUUUCAGCAUCAGGGGACUUAGUUCCAUUUUCAUACAUGGCUGGACUAUUGACAGGAAGGCCUAAUUCAAAGGCUAUUGGGCCCAAUGGUGAGACCCUAAGUGCUGCAGAAGCUUUCCAUCUAGCUGGUAUUUAUGAGGGUUGCUUUAAGUUGCAUCCCAAGGAGGGUCUUGCACUUGUUAAUGGAACUGGGGUUGGAGCUGGAAUGGCUUCUAUAGUAUUGUUCGAGGCUAAUAUCCUAACCAUAUUAUCUGAAGUCAUGUCUGCUAUUUUUGCUGAAGUCAUGCAAGGGAAGCCAGAGUUCACUGACCAUUUGACUCACAAAUUGAAGCAUCAUCCUGGCCAGAUUGAGGCUGCAGCAUUAAUGGAACAUAUCUUGCAUGGAAGUGCUUAUGUUAAAGCAGCACAAAAGUUGCAUGAAAUAGACCCCUUCAGAAAGCCUAAGCAAGAUAGAUAUGCUCUUCGGACUUCACCACAAUGGUUAGGUCCUCAAAUUGAGGUUAUUCGGUUAUCAACCAAAUCCAUUGAGAGGGAGAUCAACUCUGUGAAUGAUAAUCCUUUGAUUGAUGUGUCAAGAAACAAAGCUUUGCAUGGUGGCAAUUUUCAAGGUACCCCAGUGGGGGUUUCAAUGGACAACACAAGAUUGGCUUUGGCUGCAAUUGGAAAACUCCUUUUUGCUCAAAUGUCUGAGUUGGUUAAUGAUUUCUACAAUAAUGGGUUGCCUUCAAAUCUCUCGGGGGGUCACUGUCCAAGUUUGGAUUAUGGAUUAAAGGGUGGUGAGAUAGCAAUGGCUGCGUAUUGUUCUGAGCUUCAGUAUCUAGCAAACCCUGUUACCAAUCAUGUGCAAAGUGCAGAACAACACAACCAGGAUGUGAAUUCAUUGGGAUUAAUCUCUGCCAGGAAAACGGCUGAAGCUGUUGAAAUUUUAAAGCUCAUGUCAUCAACUUUCUUGAUUGCUCUCUGUCAAGCUAUAGAUUUGAGGCAUUUGGAGGAGAACCUAAAGAACACAGUUAAGAAUAUGGUGAGCCAAGUGGCCAAAGAUGUCUUGACACUGGGAGUCAAUGGGGAGUUUCAUUAUUCCAGGUCUUGUGAGAAAGAUUUACUUAGAGUGGUCGAGUGUGAGUAUGUUUUUGCCUACAUUGAUGAUCCAUGCAAUGCCGCUUACCCACUUAUGCAAAAACUGAGGCAAGUGCUAGUGGAACAUGCAUUGAGGAGUAACAAUGGUUUGAAAAGUAUAAAUGCUUCUAUUUUCCUUAAGAUUGGUGCCUUUGAAGAGGAACUGAAAAGAGUGUUGCCCAAAGAUGUUGAAUCAACAAGGAAUGCCUUUGAAAAAGGAAGUUCAGCAAGUCCUAACAAAAUUAAGGAAUGCAGGUCCUAUCCAUUGUAUAAGUUUGUUAGAGAGGAAUUGGGUACAGAGUUUUUAACUGGGGAGAAAAUUAAAUCGCCUGGUGAAGAUUUUGACAAAGUUUAUAAUGCAAUUACUAAGGGAAAGAUAAUAAACCCAAUGUUCGAAUGCCUCAAGGAUUGGGAUGGUACUCCUCUUCCUAUAUGUUGGACCUCCACAGACCUUCAUUAG
Abrus precatorius (Indian licorice) is the source of this 2136-nucleotide messenger RNA. RefSeq names its product phenylalanine ammonia-lyase-like. Gene Ontology annotation, molecular function: phenylalanine ammonia-lyase activity. The record is from RefSeq and is a predicted model, not a curated record. Lineage: Eukaryota; Viridiplantae; Streptophyta; Magnoliopsida; Fabales; Fabaceae. The transcript is spliced from 2 exons. Gene Ontology annotation, biological process: L-phenylalanine catabolic process. Gene Ontology annotation, cellular component: cytoplasm. Bases 1 to 2136 code for a protein of 711 amino acids.